Messenger RNA from Cherax quadricarinatus, 801 nucleotides. The record is from RefSeq and is a predicted model, not a curated record. NCBI's taxonomy places the organism in Eukaryota, Metazoa, Arthropoda, Malacostraca, Decapoda, Parastacidae.
UUUCGGCAAACUCGCUAUACCGUUCGUAUCCCUAGAGAUCAGCAAACAAACCAGCAACCUAGGUUUGUUGGCCCUACUACACAUCAGGUAACUAACCCGCUGCCCCAUCAUAGAGGUCCUCUGGAACCUGCAACAAAUCAGUUUCCUCUGUUUGUAGACUCUCAAGGUCUAAGUAACCAACAUUUUCACAGCACCUCGGAACAGAAUACAAACUCAAUACAGUUUCCGGCACCACUGGUUAACUCUCAACCUUCUAAUACACGACAAAUAACCAACCACCAUCCUGGACUGAGCUUCGUACCAAGACCACAAGUCUUCCACGACUUGCGUCAGCCUACAUCUGUCUGCGAUCCCCUCGCCAAGCCGUUGGUUGACGAGAUUUACGAUGGAAAGGCUUACCACUUCUCAUGGUGUCACGAUGGCGGCCGAUCCUACACCUGGUUAACUGCUAACUAUUACUGUGCAGGCCUUGGUAAUGGCUUUCAACCUGUCAGUUUAGAAAGUCGGCUAGAACAAGAUUUUAUUUCUACCAUUAUUAUUCAACAUUACAUCUCUGACGUAUGGACGAGCGGUAACACCAUAAGCUCUUCCUCUUGGACUUGGUUAUCUGGUGCGUCUUCAGCUUACACAAACUGGUCUCGUACUGGCAGGCGAGGCCUCCCUCAACAUAACGACGAAGGUAACGAGAAGUCGGCUUUGCUCAAUAACCACUACAACGACGGUGUUACAUGGCACGACUCAAACUGCAACAAUCAAAGACGCGUUAUAUGCGAGGCAACACACAAUUCUAUGGUGUAUUGA